Messenger RNA from Volvox carteri f. nagariensis, 330 nucleotides. RefSeq lists its product as uncharacterized. The transcript has a single exon. Lineage: Eukaryota; Viridiplantae; Chlorophyta; Chlorophyceae; Chlamydomonadales; Volvocaceae. The annotation marks the transcript as partial. Gene Ontology annotation, molecular function: protein binding. The record is from RefSeq and is a predicted model, not a curated record.
AUGCCUGACCCGUUCAAGCAGCCGACGGAGUACUUGCUGGCUUUUCUCAACCGCAUCGCCAUGCUGGACAAGGAGGGCUUCUUUCAGCGACCAGUCCGCGAAGAGGAGGCGCCAAAUUAUUACAGCAUAAUUAAGCAGCCAAUGUGCUUCGCUGAUAUGCGUGAGAAGAUUGCCGCUGGUUUAUACCAGACGUGGCGGCAGCUGCGGGAUGACUUCAACCUCAUCCAUGAGAACGCUCGCCGGUUCAACUCAAACAAAACGCUUGUGCAUAGGGCAGCGUUAAACUUACAGAAAAAUGGUAACAAAGUCUUGGCUAACUAUGAGCUGGAA